Cinara cedri is the source of this 22727-nucleotide messenger RNA. The record is from the annotation of a GenBank genome assembly. NCBI's taxonomy places the organism in Eukaryota, Metazoa, Arthropoda, Insecta, Hemiptera, Aphididae.
AUGCCCAGAAGGCCCGGGGCCGGUGUUCUCUUCGAAGACUGGACCGGUGGCGGUUUGCCACCAUUGCUCCAGCACCACGUCCACCCGCAAGUAGCGUCUAGUGCUAAGACGCGGACGGCCGGCGGUAGGCGUCAGCCACAAAACCCCGGGGACCAGCUGUGUCAUGUAGGUAUGACGUGCAGAUUCUCAUGUCCAAGAAAAUCAAAUUAGUUAUGGGUGUCCCAAGGGGUGCUAACAAACAAGUAGGUAUUGAGAUUUUGUAUCAUAAUAAAAUAUUGACACUUGUACCAAAUAGAAAAAUAUGUAUCGUAUUUUUCAAGCAUUUUACCAACCGAAAAUGUGUUUUCGAUAAAAAAAAUUAUCUAUGGCAGGGAUUCCCAACCUUUUUAUUACCAAGUACCAUUUGACAUUUUUAUGAUCAAUACACGUAUGACCUUAUUCUAAAACUAAAUUGGCAAUCAAAUUAUUUUAUUAUUAAUUCGUUUAUUAAAAUUUGUCAAUUGUUUGAUAUUUAUAAAAGUUAAACAAAUUUUAAUUUUUAUGUAAAUCUCUUAAUAUUUAAAUUACAAUUUUUAUUUUUAAUGUGAAGAAAAAUUUCUUCGCAUACCACUAGUUGGGAACCGCUGAUCUAGGGGAUGAACUGUAGAACAUUUUCGAUGGACGUUUCAAGUAAAACAAUAUAAGAUAGAAAGAACUUAUUACAUUUAUGUAUAUUAAAUUAAAAUGGUUGAAGUAAAAUAGAUAAAAUUAUCGUAAAUUGAUAAAACUUUUGUAGGUUAUUACUUAUUACUUUAUUAGUUACUCAGAGCUCAUUUUACGUUGUUUUUCUAAAUGAAAGCAAAUAGGCGGCCAUAGUUAAAGUAAACGAAUACUUUUUUCACAAUAAAGGAAAAUAUAACCGUGAUCAAUACAACGCGUAUAUAUAUAUAUAUAUAAACUGCUGUCUGUGUUAUUCAUUAAAAGAAAAGAAUGAUCUAAUGUUAAAAGUUCUGACGAAAUAGGAUACGUGACCUCCAGUCUUUUUUCUCUUGGGUAUUUGGUAUUUGUAGGUAAUGGUUGCUUAAAUAAGUACCUAUUACAACUUGUACUCAACUUGGAUAUUUAGUAUUUUGUAAAAACAAUAAUACUUUUGUGCAAUUCUUCUAUACCUAGCAAUACAAUUAUUGGUACCCACCAAUUGACUAAAUUUAAUUGACUAAAUUCUCUACUGUUUGUGAUAUAGACAAAUGCUUAUGUAAAAAAAUUAUCGUUAUAAAUACAUUUAUUUACAAACAUAUCUUUCGUAUUUAUAAAAAUAAAAUUAAUUCUAUUUUUUGCAUAAACUGGAAUAAAGUGUUAAUAAAAAAAAUAAAAAAAAUCAAUGAUUGUUCAAUACCGACUAGCUGACCAAAUUGGUAUGUGAUUUACUCUAGUUGAUUUACAUCAAUAGAAGUAUCAUCGAUAGUGUAUUAGAACUGAAGCGUGUAGUAUCUAAAAUUAAAAACAGUAGCCCAGUAGCACAGUCAAUGUUUAGUAACCUACAAAUAGGUACCUACUGAUUGUGUAGUUCAUGAUCAAUAGAUAGUAUACUAUUUUAAAAUACACAUUACGGUAUACAUACAUAUAUGUGAUUUUCCAAUUAAUAGCACUCUAUUUAAUAAUGUUUUCGAAUUUUUAAUACUUUUUUCCGAUUUUAGAUUCUAAGUGAAAUGUGAAGCGAGGAAUGAAUUGGUUUUACAAUGUUUAUUUUAUUUUAUUUUAUGCUGUACAUAAAAUUUCUACUAGAAAUCUUGCUUCGAUUUUCAAGUAUAGCACUCAUUUUAUGAUUUUCCAAGCGGUUUUCAUAAUAAUUAGGAAAAAACGUAGACAAAACCGGAAAAUUUACGAAAAUAAUGUUUUUUUUUUGUUAUAACUCAGUUAAAAAUAUUCGUCAAGACUUGAAAUUUGGAUAGAAAAUUGUAAAUAUUACGGUCUUUUAAAACAUAUAUAAUCGAUUUCUGCUUAAUUAGCAAUUUUCGUUAGCAAUGAUCAAUCAUUGCCUACAGACUGAUAACCCAUCGUGCAACAUAUGUUCGUCUUUUGUUCAUAUAUCUAGUACCUAUACCUAAGAAGAUACGAAAAAUAUUAGCAACCCUUUAUAUACUCUUUAAAAAAAUUACUUAUUUAAGUAUAAUAAUAUAUAAAUCUACUGUAUAAUAACUAUAUAUAAAUAAGUAUCUAAUUAAAUUCAUAGUAGUAAGUAACUACAUUUUUUUAAUUUUUUUUUAGCGAGAGUGGGAAGAAUAUUUACAUAACAAAUUACUUGUAUUACCAUGCACUGAAUAUAGCUAGUAAAGGUAAUAAUUAUUGAAGAUAACAUUGGGAUCAUAAAUAUUGGUUGGUCAUUGAAUUAAAAUAGGGUGGUCGAAUAGUUUGGGACAUCUGUUGAAUAUUGGACGACUGUCACACGAUCUAUAUAGUUUCUCCCUAAACUCCUGUUAACUUGUUUUAAUUAUAUUAAUUAUGCGUUUAAUUAAAAUUAAUAAUUUUAUUUAUGUAUAAUAUUUUACAUUAUACAUACCGGUAGGUACCAACCUAUAAUAGAUACUUUAAUAUUAAAUGAAUGACUUAUACUUUGUUUAAAUGGACUUUAAAAUGAUAAAGCUUGAUCAUUUUACUGUACAUUUUAAACUGAUUUGACUUAUUUUUGAAAAAUAUUUAUUUAAGUUAUUUUAAAAUGGGUAGAUACCUAAAUUAAGUUUUCUGCUUCGCAUUUUUUCAAACUUAUUUUGACUGUGUUCCUCUAAAAAUGUUGAAAUAAUAAAAUAACUACUGUGUAUACCUACUGUGAGUAUAAUAAAUAAUAAACUCCUGGCUCAUAUCAGUCACACCGAUUUAUUAAUUAUUACUUAUUAGCAUUUUAUAUUUAGAUAAGAGAUGUGGAGUGUUAGGGUAAUGAUUUUUAAUAAGUACCCUCUCAAACCCAAUAGCUAAUACCUAUUUACCCUAUACAGUAUACUGGCUAUACUUCACUUAAGAAAAUUUUAAAUUUAUUUAUUAUUCAUAAUAGUAAACGCCAAUUAGCUUUUUCCAUGAUUUUUUUUUAAUUGUUAAUAAAUAAUAAACCAUUGAGUACUGGUUCAAUAUUUAUAUUUGUUAUACAUCAAUAGGACAAAGGACUUGAAGCUCUAAAAAGUUGCUAAAUAUAGAUACACUUAAGGUAUUAAAAAUAUGCAUUUAUAUGAAAAAUAAAACAACACAAAAAUGUAAUUUGAAAUUAAAAACAAGAUUUUUUUUAUUUACAUUUAUUUUACUUAGGUAGUUAAUAGUUACAACUUGCAGAUAAAUUAUUCAAUUCUAAAAAAUAACAAAACAAGUAUUUCAGUUUUAAAAUCAUUUAACAGUUCAGUACCAAAUUUAGGAACAUGAUUUUUAGAUUCUGAGCAGAGCGAGAAAUGUAUUGGUUUUACACUGAUGUUUAUUUUUUUCUGUGGCCAACUUUUCUACCAGCAAUUUUCCUCCGAUUUCCAAGUAUAGAACUUUUUCUGAAAAUAAAUCUAAUUAGGGUUGUACUCUAAGGAGGUAAUUUUUUGAUUUUCCCUGUUUUGUAAAUGGGAGGAACGUAAAAAACACCGGGAAAUUUACGAAAUGUAUUAUGUUUUAAAAUUUUUGUUUUGUUUUGAUUCUGUUAAAAAUAUUUGUAAAUUGAUGAAGUUUGGACAGAAAACUUAUAUUUAACUUUUCUAAACAUGGUAAAAUGUUCAAUACAUUGUUGCCAUUUUUGAGCUAUUCGGUAGGUAUUCUGUGGAUAACAUUGUUGAACCAAAUAGAAAUGCUAGAAUAUUAAACAGGAGGUUACUUGUAGAUCGACUACAAAAUAUUGAGUGUAAUGUAGAAUUUUUUUUUAUUAAAAUUCGAGUAUAAAAAGUUUGACGAAAAUCGUUUUAGUAUAAAAUAAUGUAGGUAUUUUGUGAUGUAUGACUAUUGUAUUACAUUCAAGUCGGUACAAGUAAUUAUUAUGCAGGUAUAAUUAUUUUACCAUAAUAUAAAAGACAUUUAUAUUGUUGACAAAGAAACACUAUUAACCGAACUCCGCUCAAAAUAGUUUUUCGAUAGUAAUGGUAAACCACGUUGCACACAGAUAUAUAUAUUAAAUUUCCUCUCUACCUUCCUAACUUCUCACCUACAACAGUCGAUCACCCAUUGUGCGAAGUAUGUCCGUUUUUUUUUAAAUUAAGAAGAUUAUAAUGAUUUAACUUUUUUAGGCAUGUUGUACAUAUACAAAUAAAUAAAUUUAAAAAUAAAAUAAAUCGCAAACAGAAUACGUAGUUAACUGUUCAGAAACAAAGAACAUUAUAAUGAAAAUAUAUCGAUGUAUUGAUCACGGGUUGUGAGACAAAGAAAAAAUUACGUCCGUGAACAGUCAACAACCAUAUUAUACGAAUACAAAUUAAAAAUAAUUUUAGUUGUAUUAUUGAAUGAUAUACAAUGCCAUUGGGAGAAAAUAUUGAUAAAAUUAUUAAUUUAAUAAAAUAUAACUCAAAAGUUAUAAAAUAAAAGAAUAUGCCAUAAAAAAAUCUCAAAAUAUGCAUUUUCAUGUUAAAUUACAAAUUUUGUAAAUUGUUUUCUUCUUCUUCUUCGUCUUCAUUCGAACUAUUUUGAGUCGGCCACUCUCGUUCGAAAUUUGCACCUGACUCGAUAUCACCCACCUCCAGUAGCGUAACUAGGGGAAGAUUUAUCGAUAAAUCACCCCCAGACCUUUUUUUCUUUUUGUAAUUUUUUGCUCACGCGUUUUUUCCAUAGAUAAUAGUAUAACGAUUACAAAGUAAGUACAUUGUAGGUAUGCAUUGUGAUACAAAUUAUUUAUAAUUAUUAUAGUUUAUAAGAUUAUAUCAGUUUGAUAGAUAAUUUAAAUUUUCUUAGGAUUUUAAUGCCUCUUUAAUAAUCUAAAUACUUCUAAAACUAACUCUUUAAAAGUACACUCUUGGGUAGGUAAUUCUUGAAUAAGUUUGUUGAAUUUUACUUACCAGAGAUCGACAAACACGUGUCAUUAACUGAGUUAAAAUGUGAGGAAAAAAAAUGUCUACUAAUAAUUUAAGUAUAAAAACUGCAUUAGAUCCACUUUUUCUGUGCCAUGAAGAUUUAUAACCCUGUAUACAUUUUGUUCUCAAGAUUUUAUGUAUACUUCCUGUGUCAAUAGCUACUCCUGAAAGAACCUUUUCGAGUAUAAACGUAUAAAAACCUAUUUAUGUAAUACUAUGACGGAAGUAUGUAAUAUGGUUUUAAUUUUUAGAUGUCAUUAUUCAACAGUUCAAUAAUAAAUCAAGAUUAAUUUAUGGGUUUCGUAUUUUUGUUUUUGUUUUAGGUUAGACUUAAUGGAUUGUCUUCGUUAUUAAUUAAUAGACAUAUUAAAUUAAAUGUUGAGGAAAUUAUUGAUGAACUGGGAAAAAAGCCAAAAAAACUGGAAUUAUUAUUGUAAUACAUUUUUUUUUUAUUAUUUAAAUUAGUAUCCAAAGUGAGGCCCAGUAAGACCUAUAGUGGUAGAAGAGCGGUAGAAGAGCAUUGUUAUAUGCACCAUUCCACUCAAUUAUGUCAUACGAUUAUAGACUCAAAUAGUAUUAGGUAUAUAGUUCUAAUGUCUUUGGAAGUUAAUAUCUCACGUAGAUCUUUCAUUAUGUAUAUUAUCUUUUUUAAUUUAUUUGUAAUGGAUGUAAUCUGGUUUAUCCAUUUCAUACUGGAGCACAUUUCGAUGCCUAAGUACUUACAAUUUUUGACAACGCUAACCGAAUUACAAUCACCACAUUCCAUUAUAUUAUAAUUAUAUUCGUCGUGGAUUUUUAUAUCAUGUAUGGUUGGUAAAGUUUGUUCAAAUAGUGAGUGGAGUAAAAUAGUUGAUUUAUUGAAAUUUAGAAGUAGACUAUUAUCACAAUACAAUAUAAUUAAUUUUAAUUUAUGAGAUUAUAAAUGUUUAAUGUUAUAAAUGUGACCUAUAAUUUUUUUUUUUUUAUAAUGACAAAUAUUCACAUUAUACCUACAUACACUGGCUUUUUUCUAUCAUUCUCAAUCGCAUCCAAUUGGACGCAACCUUUCACAAUUUUUUAAGUCAAUAUAUUAUUUUAAGUCAUGCUCGAUUAUUAUUUUCUUAUCUAAAUCGUACCUACUAAUAAAGAAAACUAUGUACUAAUUUAAGUAAGUUAAAAUAUUUUUAUGUAAAAGAGUGUGAAUAAAUUUGAACUUUUAUGCGAUAUUUAUUUUAAUCUCCAUUACCCUGUAAUUAAUAUGUAUUUGUUGACAUGCUAUGAGUCGUAAAUUCAGCUACAUAUUUUGUGUUAGUUAGUAAGUUUAAGUUUCCUGAGUUAUUAUGCUUGUGCAUGUCAGAUUUGUGAUAUGUUCAACUUCAGAUCAAUUAAUUAUAUUUAUAAAUUCGUUCAUAUCUAUUUGUUUAUACCAUUAUUAUUAAUUAAUUAAUUAAUACUACAUUAAUACUAUUUUACUACGUUUUGUUUAAAUGUUAUAACUUGAGUGAUGUACUAAUGUAUGACUAAUAAUUACAAGUAGGUGGGUAUAGUCAGACAUUUUAUAUAAUUCUAGAGAGGGCUGAUAUUUUAAAAUACUUUUGUGCAUUUCAAAGCCACUUUUGCUCAAAUAAAUAGUUUUAGUUCGCAGUAAUAUUAAAGAUCACCAACACGAUGAAGACAAUGAUGAAAAAAAAUGAACCGUAAAAAUUGUGUACAGCUGCUAAACGUAAACCUAUCAAAAAAAUGUAUGUGAAAACUAAUUAAAAUAAUUCGAAAAGAAUUGUCAAACACCAAAGACUCCCGGGUAUGUCCAUCUACAUUUUAUAAAUCCUUUUCGAAAAUCCAUAUAUCGGAACCUAUGCAAAACUUUCCUUACAGUUCCAUCAUCGAUAACUAAUGUUAUUAGAAAGUUGAAGCUGCUAGUAUUGACAAUAAAUCUAAAAAAAUAUUAUUUACAUAAUACAAUACAUUCAGGCGCGAAUUCAGAGGGAGUUUGUUGCUAUCUAGUUAAAAUAAAUAUUAUACCUAUACACAAUGCACAUAUAUAUUUUUCAAAAGGCCGGGCAUGUUUCUAUGAAUCUGCCAAAUGUUAUUAUGAAGAUAUUUACAGAAAUAAAUUUGUGGGAAAAUAAAUGGACCAAAAUUUAAAACAAUCCACAAAUUUCAAUUGAAGCAUUAGAACACUGCAGUGAAUUUUUGCCCAACAUCAAAAUAUUUCUUCACAUUUUUGCCAUGUUAUCAGUUUCCACAGCCACAGCGGAAAGAUCUUUCUCAAUUUUAAGAAGAUUAAAAAAUCACUUACGGUUCAUCAUAUCUGAAGUACGUCUAAACUGUUUGGUUAUAUUAAAUACACACAAACAGAUAGUGAUAGAUAUAAACCAAGUUAUAACUACUCUUGAGCGAAAAAAAAGGACGGAGUUAGAAGAUUGGUCAAAAUGACCAAAUCAUAUUUUUAUUUUUAUUUUUAAUUAUAAUGACUAUAAUUGAAAUACAAUUUUUCAUUUAAAUAUAUUUUUUUUUUUUAUUACAGAGACAAUUCUAUUUUAAUAAUAUAAAUUCGUUUUAGAUGUGUGUUUUAGCAUUUCCACUAAUGGUUAUCUUUUUAAAUAUUAAGCACAUUAAUUCAUUAGGACUAAAAAAAAUGUCAUACUAUCAGGAUGGUGUAUACAAAGUUUCAUACCUUAACCCAUACUAUAAUUCCACAAUAGCGCCCUCUAUAAAAAAAAAUCCUAGAUCUACCACAAUAAUGAUUGCAUUAUAAUUAUAAUAUAUUUAAUAAUUAUUAUUUCUCUAGGGCAAUACAGAAACUCUUUUAGUCGAUUGUAAAUUCAUGCAUUCUCCAAAAAAAUUGUAUUCUGCAAUACACAAAACAUGGUUAAGCAAGAAGCCACUACGAUCCACUACGGUCUUUUUUUCUAUGUGAACAAUUUUUCUACCAACAAUUUUGUUCUAAUUUAUAAUGACAGUAAUGUUUCCAAAAGAAAAUUCCGACUGAAGAGUUACUUUAGGGUGGUCAUUUUUCGAUUUCCACUAGAGUUUUCCAGGGAAAUGUGAAAAACUGGGAUAAAACAUGGGAAAACCGGGAAAAACUUAGGAAAACUGAGAAAAUCGAUACAAAAUUAAACAAAUAUUAUUAAAGAAAAUAUAAAAAGCCUAUUGAAUUAUUUUAUUAUAAAAUGACAUUGUUAACAAUGCAUCACUAUCAAUUGAACUCUGCUUAGAAUCGUUUUUUCGUAAACAAUGGUUUAUCGUUGCUUACCGGUAUGCAUUAAAUUACCUAUAACAGUGGCUGCACUCGUCCCCAUUAUCCUAAGACGUCUUUUUAAUAUUUAUAAUAGUAACCACUGACAACUAAAUAAUUUUAGAAGGACUAAUUUCCCUGUUUAUACGUUUUGAAUGGCUUAGAUUCCUCAGGCCUCGUCACAAUUUCUGUCAAUAUAGAUACGUACAUAUUUUUCUCAAUUACAUGUUUUUCUAUCUCCUUAAAUGGCUUAAAAACCCACCAUUCUUGAUAGUUGAUGCAAUUAAUAAAUAUAUCAACAAAGAAAUUGAUAUACAAAAAGAUACAUAAUUAGGUAGUCUUUACUCUUGACAGAGUAAUAAUUUUAAUUUUAGUUUUUUUUUAAUUACACAAAAUAAAUGUUUUCAACUGAGUUUUAUAAAAAUGUAUACUGAAACAUUUAUAGAACCUAAUACAAUUUCGUUCGCUUAUUAAAUUUAAUAUAUUUAUGAACUGUUAAGUUAAGCAUGUUACCUAUUAAGGAUUCGUUAUACAGACUUUAAUAUGAUAAAAUUUAUUCAUCAACAUUAAUUAUAAAUCAAAAUGCUUAUUCAAAUUCAAAACUAGAUUUGCAUAUAUAUAUAUAUAUAUAUAUAUAUAUAUAUAUACAUAUAUUAUAUUAUAUAUUUUAAAUUAUACGUAGGUACUUAUAGUUUUUCUAAUACUAUAUUAUGUUCUAUUUUAGUACUGCAUAAGAAAAAGAGUCCCAAUCUAGUUUUACCAUAUUACAGUGGAAAUAAAACACAGUUUACGAACCCUUUUUCAUUUUAAUAAAUAAUAUUAUUUAUUUUAUAUUGUGAGUUUAGCAAAGAAUGUAUUGGUUUUACAAAGAUGUUUUUAUUAUUUUAGUUUUUUUUUUAUUUGAACACUUUUUCUACUACAGAUAUACAUUAAAUUCCCGUCUGUAUCCAGACCUACCCAACCCUACCUACCCUAUCUACCUUCCCAACUUGUCACCUACGCCAGUGACUGCGCCCAUAUGAGAAGUAUGUCCGUCCUUUUCAAUAUGGUUUGCUUACGAAUUAUGGAACUGUUUUAGUGUCAACUGAACCAUAUUUUUCCUAAAAUAGUUUCGUGUAAAAAAACGUUAUUUUUAAAAAUACGUAGAUUGAUCGUUUUUCUUAUCAGUAUUUCAAUUAUUUUUCCUCAUUUAAAUAUGUUAAUUAAAUACCUACAUAAUCUUUUUUGUGUUUAAAACGGUGAUUGAUUUUCAAACCAUAAUAAGUAGGUACCUAAAAUGAUGUAUUACUUUAAGGUAAUCAUAUUAGAAUACAAAGCUUUCCGUAUACACUAUAAUUACAAAAUUAUUCUAUAGGCACUAUUCAAUAAAACAACAAUAUGUUUUUUUCAUUUUUCAUGUAAUCUGUAAAUACCCGCCUACAUACUCAGACUUUAACAUAAAAACAAUCCUUUUUAAGAUACUAUAAAACUCCCAUAAUUAAAUAACGUAUUCGGAUUUGGGGCACGAUAAAUGUUCAACAUAUUUCAACUGUCUUCGUUUGAAAAUGUUUUCACUUAGAGUGAUUUAAAUCUCAAAGCCGCACCAGUAUGAACUAUAUAAAGUGCUUACCGUCACUACAUAACAUGGUCUAUAUGUAUAAGUUCUAGCGUGCCACUAGUCGGAAAAGUUAGUGAUGUGUUUUCAUUAUAUAGUGUAUAUUGACAUGUUGUGCAUUAAACCGACUCCUAUGUAUCUGCCAAUCUUAAAUGCAUAUAAAAUAGCAACCUAAAUUUUAGCAUAAUUAAUAUUUGUAUUAAUAUAAUAUUAUUUUCGAAAUUCGUGUAAAACAGUAAUUUAAGCCUCCAAUUGAUUUUUUUUAUAAAGAUAUAACGAUAAAAAGCUAACAGUACCAACUUGAAAAUGUAUGAUAUAUAUGAUAAUUUAUUAGCUUAUACUUGAUAUAUCGGUACGCAAUUACAAAAAAUUGUAACGAAAAACGAUUUUGAGCGAAAUUUGGUCAAACAUUAAUUGAUUGACUAACAAAAAUUGAGCAUCGUAUUAAUUAUUAUAACCUAUAAAAUAAAUUACAAUAUUGUUUGAGUUUUUCGUCUCAGAUAUUCGAGCAGUAUAAGCCAAAAGAUUUUUAUCUAUAUAAAUCGAAAUAUACCGAUUUUUAUGAUUAUCAUUGAAAUUUGAAUUUUAAACGUUCAUAAUAAAAAUGUCUACAUAUACCUUAAUUUUUUUUUACCACUACAAUUCAGUAUGAAGAACCUCGUCUUAAAUUUGAAAUUUCUGUGUAAUUUUAGUGAAUCAACAAAAUUAUAUAUCUAAAAUACGUAAAACUUAAUUAAAUUAAAAAAAAAAAAAAACAAAAAAUAUCAAAUAUCUAAAAAUAACUCAAAAUUAGUUUUAAUGAUACCUCCCAACUUAAAACAUUCAUGCUGCGAAGUGAAUUUUUCCACGUUUGUUAUAAAUGAUUUUAUUCAUCACCGCCUGCUAUAUUUUAUGUAGGAACACAAAAAGUCGAUAAAACAUUACAUUACGAUUAUAGUUACUAAAUAUUUUAUUAUUUAACACGAGUACGCGUUUACAAUAUAGGCAAACAAUUAGGUAUCUAUACUGUUACCACGAUAUUGCCAAUAUUAUGGUUAGAUAUACCAGACAUAAUACGAUAGCCGAUAGGUACAGUCAUACAGCUGCUAUGGUAUCAUUUUAAGCAAUAAUAUUUACAAUUUUUAACGAAUUACGAAACGAAUUGUGUAGGUAAUGAUCAUGUACAACGUAAAAAAAUCCGUCCCCACCACAAGAGAGAGCAGCAACAACACGCGUCGACCGGCAGCGGUGGUGGCAGCAGACCGACCGGCCGGCCGGCUGGCGGGAGUCACGUUUCACGACUCGUGGGACUAACAACUGUUGUUUUACGUCGCGGUUUGCGUUUCCAGUGAAAUGUAGCUUGUCGAAAACAGUCCAUCAACCGAACAUAAUAAUAAUAAUAAAAAUAUAUACAUAUAUUUACCUACAUAUUAUUCACUCGGUCCGUACUCUGUUGUUUUUAAAAUCGAGAAAAAGAAGAAAAAAGAAAGUGCGUUUUUAAAUUUUUUUUUUUUUAUCCAAAUACGUUCGGCAGUGUCGAGUAUAAUAGUCGUAAUAAUUUUAUUCCGUCAUAAUAUACCUGAUUAUAUUAUCAUAUUAAUACCUGACUAUCUAAUAUUUGCUGCAGUUGUGAAAACGAUCGUUGGAUCGCCGAUGAAACGCGUUACGGUUCAUUCGGUUUCGUAGAUUUUUUGUCGAACACAAUAUCAUACACCGGAGAAAAACACUGGCCAGGUGAGUGUGGAUUGGGGGACGGUCGGCGGGCAUGUGGGAACGGAAUCGCGGAUAGAUCAUCGCUGUUUAUAGUACCUACUCACCUAUAGAAUCCACCAAUACGUACGACUCGUAUACGUAUAGUUUUUGAAGCGCUGAAGGCCGUUUAGGUGCUAUUAUAAUCGGUGUUCACUGUUAUAGGAAUGCGUGUUGUAGGACGUCGCGGACAUUCACGUUUAUCUAUACCUAUAGGUGCUUAAAUAUGAAUACAUUUGUAAACCACCGUAGGUAUACGUACACCGAAACUGUACGGAUUCCGAACUACACCGUCUAUUGUUAGGGUUGUCUGUGUGUGUGUGUGUGUGUGUAUGUGUGAGUGUGUCAAAAGGGUCCUUUCCAACAGCGAAAGGCAAUGGGUCCUAUAUAUUUCUAUAGUUGCACAUUCAGUCGUGGAUCAAUGCAUCACGAAAGUGAUGAUGACAAACAUCGUUAUUAUAUAUAUAUAUAUAUAUAUAUUUAUAUUAAAGACCAGAAUAAAAAUAGUCCGGUGUCUUUUAUUUACCGGGAGACGAACGUGAUUCGUUUUGAAUAUGAUUUAUUAUUAUAAAUAUUAUAAUAAUACAAUAUACUUUUCAGAAAUAAACUCUUCUAGUAAUUUUGAGCGAAUCGAUUGUCAUUGAAAUUAUUGAAAUUAUUUCAUAUACAUACAGCUAGAAUAAGUACCAGUGGCCCUACAAGGAUUUAUUUUCGGAGGGGGUUUUAUGAGUUUGAAAAAAAUUGAUUUCGGAUGAUGGUUGGUAGGGUAGAAGGGGUAAGGUUUAAUUAGGUUUAUGAGUAAAAUCUUUAAAUUGUUUAACUUUCAUUUAAAGACAACGCAUAUUGGAAUACAAUUUAGACUAAUAUUGGUUAUGUAAUUAAAUAUACUUUAGUCAUAAAUACAAGAUGGGUCAUUUAAACCUUCGGGAUAUUUUUGGGUAAUAAUUUUUAAAAAAACACAUAUUAUUAAUUUUGAAUCAUUUUUCGUUUAUUUUAGAGAAGGAAAUUUGUUCUGAUUACUUUUUAAAAAUAAUAUUGCGUAAAUGGUCGUCUUCAGAGUGAAUGACUUAAUGUGCUCAUUUUUCGGCAUUUCUGUCACUUUUCGAAAUGUUUCAGGCUGAAUAGCGGCCAUUUCUGUCAUAUAUUAUCUUUAACGCUUCUAGGAUUCGGGGUUUCUUGAUAUAAAAUCUAGACUUUUAAUAACCCCACAGUAAAAUGUCUGUAGGCGUUAAGUCGGGUGAUCGCGGAAGCCAAUCGAAAUCACCAUUUUUUGAAAUUAAGCGUCCGAGGAAUAAAAGACGCAAAAAGGAAUCGUGACCCGAGCUGUAUGAGCUGUGGCGCCGUCUUGUUGAAACUAAUAUUUGUUCAUGUCGUUAUCAAUCAAAAAUGGAAUCGAAAUAUCCGUUAUCAUGGCCUGAUAGCGCUAUUCAUUGAUGGAUACGGCUGCUCCAGUAUCUCUCCUUCGAAAAGAAACUACCCAAUGAUUAUUUUUGCAAAGCAAAAAUAAUUGGCCCAAAAAGUCACGCGUUAAUUGUUAAGAAGUUGUUAGUGGAUAAAUUGAGGGUUUUCAUCGGCGUAGAACCCACAAUUUUGUUUAUUAACGACCCCAUUCAUUUCGAAAAGUGAUGGGAAAUACUGAAAAAUGAGCACAUUACGUCAUUUGCUCUGAAGGCGACCAUUUAAACAAUAUUAUUUUUAAAAAGUAAUCAGAACAAAUUUCCAAAAUCAACAAAAAAUAAAUAAUUUGUGUUUUUUUAAAAAAAUUAUUACCAAAGAUUUCUUGAUGAUUUUCUAUUGGCGCAAUAUUUAUGGUAAAACACAUAAGAGUUAUAAAUAAUGAAAUCAUUGGGCCGUAAUUUGAUAGAAAUCGUGUAUUUCUGUAACUGAGAUUAUUUAUCCCAGUGAAAUUUUACCCGAUAAAUAUUUUAAAGGAGGUAAAUAUUUUCUAGAAAUAAUUUACUGGGGGAGGUAAAAUUUCACCCGGUAAAUAAUCGCGGGUACAUCGGGACACUAUGUUGCCGUAAAUUUUAAUUAUUUGGUUUUUCUCAAUUAUUACGAAAACUGAUUUGAAUAUCGAAAAACGGUUUACUCUGUCAGUGGCAAAAUAUUAUAUGGAACACAAUCGAUCUCUUGUGAUUUUUGGAUUGGUGCAAUAUUUCUGGUAGAAACAUAAUAAAAACAAUGAAAACAGUAACGCACUGUAAAUAUUUGCCGUUUUACCUAUAGUUUUCUGUCGGGAUUUUCCCAAUUAUUUUGAAAACCCCUUGGAAAAUCAAAAAUAUUACAUCCCUAAUGUUGCAACGAGAGAAAAUGAUUUCAGAAAAGGUACUAUAGUCUACACUACUUCGGAGCACGAAAACGCAAGGGCGUCUCCAGACCUUAACUACGGGGGUGAGGGGUGCGAAACAAUUAAAUUGAAUAUUAAUGAUUGAUAAGAAAAAAAGACGGAUAUACUUCGUCACGAUAGGUGGACCACUGUUAUAGAUGAGAAGUUGAAAAGGUAGGAUAUUAUGGGAAAUUUAAUGUAAACCUAUGCCUAAGCAAAUUUAAGUAUUGUCAACAAAAAACGAUUCUGAGUGGAGAUCGCUUAAAAGUAUUGCUUAGGGAUGUCUUUGGAUUAAUUCCAUGAAGGAAACAAUUUUUACUCUUGAAUACCACCGCUUCGGUCAACAAAAACUUAAAACCUUUAUGUCUGAUAUCAUUUUAACUUAAAUUAGUUUAGAAAACUGCAGAUACAUUCUACAAAUGCAAUAAAAUCGUUAAAUUUAGGUUAAUUUUUUUUUUACAUUUAAUAAAUAAUAAUUAAAAUUAUAAAUGAAUAAUAAAAAUAAAUCCAAAAUACUUUUAUUUUAAUCCGCAUUUUGUAAGCAGUUUGAUUAACAAUAUUUUCUAUAAUAAUGUUUUUAUUUCGAUGAAAAUUUAAAAGUGAUAAGUCUCUGCUCAAAAAUUUAUUUUUAACACAAAGUACGAUUUUUAAUGAACCUCAUGUUGAAUUCUCAUGCAUUUCUUUUUAGUCUGAUAAUUUUAUUCAUAAAGUAGGUGGAUAAAAAUUACGUACAAAAUUCGCUAAAUUAGAAAAUUUCAAUAAAAUGUCGUCUAAAAAAGAAAAAAAACCACUAAUAGAUAUCUUUUAAAAACAUGAUUUUUCAUAACCCCCCUAGAAAAAUGUUGAAAAUCCGCUACUGUAAAUAUAAAUAAAUAUGUUAGUAAAUUAAAAUCUCGUUGUCUAUAAGCUUUGUAUUACAAAAUAUGUUCACUUUGAAAAUAUAGGUGAUUAGCUUGACGAAAUGUCUAGAAAUUUAUGAAAAAAAAAAUUCUACCUCGUUUCAAUUUUGUAAAAUGUGUAAAUUUUUUUUUUUAUAAAUUAUAGUUCUAUAAUUAAAAUAUUUAUAUAAUUUAUAAUUUUCAUAAGGUACGAGAAUAUUAUUUAUGAUUAUGGAGUAUGACACUUCGUCUAACAUUGUAACAUAACAUUAAAAAUAAAAUGAAUUUAUGAAUUUAGUAAUGAUUAUCAUUUUAAUAAAUGUUAUUUUUUGAAAAAUCGUAAAAAAAAGCCCUUAAAAAUUAUAAAAACAUACAAAUGCUUACAAAUUAAAAAUACCUAAAUAUAUACAAAUUCUAAAGGCCUUCUCCUUCCCUCCACUUACCGCAAAUUUAAAUCAGUAACAAUAAAUUUGAACGUAUACGAAAUUAUUAAACAAAAAUUGCAUCACUUGCAGAACAAGUGUUAGUGUUUUUAACAUAAUUUAGUUGUAGUCAAUUUUGUUCACCACUUUUUGGGUUAUUUAUCAUGUUACUUACGGUCGUCUAACGAAAACAAAAGUAACUUAAUUAUGUUGAUGAAAUAUAAUUUAUCAAGAUGCCUAAUGUAUUCAUUUCACAUGAAGAUAUCUGUAUUAUCAGUUAAUGAUUUAUCAUUUUAUUAAUCAUCAUUUCUCAUUUUAUACACUUAAAAAGUAUAUAAUAUUAAUGUAAUUUAUUAUAUCAUUAUGUACUUAUACCUAGCUAUAAUGUAUAAUAAAAGAACAUUUUAUAAAUUCAAUAAAUGAUAAAUAGUACGAGUACUAAUAAUGGCGGACAAAAGGUACCUACGUAUUAUUUAAAAUGAUUUUGCCGACAUUUCCAUUAUAAAAUACGAAAAUAAAUAUAAUAAUUAUGUACGAAUGUACCAUGUAUCUACUUAUAAGACGAGUUUGUUUUCAAAAAUGAUUUCUUAAUAUCUAAGUUAGGCAUCAAUAAUAUUGUAUAAUUGUAUUAUUUGAAAUGAAAAAGCCAUCAUAUAGUUACUUAAAGGAUUGAAAAAAUAUUGAUUUUUUCAACAUUACUACGUUGUUUCAUUACAGCUACAGUAUAUAAUAUAAGUUCUGUCGAGUGGUCGAAACCGUCAAUGUAUUCUUUGAUUUUCUACAUACUUUUAUUAAUGUAUUUACAUUAAAAUUCAUUAAAUCAUCUACUAUAAUAAUUAUAGUAGAUAAUUAUGAUAACAUUCAUUUUUAAUUUACAUGUGAUACUCAUAAGUCAUAAAUAAUAAUAAUAUAAUAGCGACUAAUAAUUUUUAGGCAUCAUGUGUUUAUUUUAAUAUUAUAAUAUGUUACCGGACAGUCAGGAUUUCAGGAUGAACUUGUUUGUCCUAGCGCCUUUAGGCUAAACUAAUUUUUUCGAACUUAGAACAAUGAAUAUUUUGAAAUUUUUAAAGAAACAUUAAAUUGAUUAUUGGUUAUCUAUAUCCUUCGCUAAAAAGUAACUAAAUGAAUUUCGAAAUUAAAAGACUAAAGCUAAUUUUAUCUCGUUUAUGUAUAAAUGUAUUAUAAUAUUUUCAUAAAAAUUUCGCUUUUAAUAAGCGAUUUCAUUUUUUAAUAAAAUGAAAACUUGUAGUCUGUAUGCGUAUGAAAUGCUACUUGUAUAGACAUUAAUGGGAAUAACUUUUUUGGAAACGGUUUGUUGUUAUUAGUAAUUAAUUAAUUAAAAUAUUCCUCAAAAAGUACUCAUAUAUUGACAUUGUGUAAUUUCUUUUAUUUUGAAUUACGAACUUUUUUGUUUGGUUGUUUAGAUAAGUAGGUGGUAUAUAAAAUGUCUACUUACUUUAUUUUUCCUUUUUGCGACUAUAAAAACAAGAAAAUUUAUUCUAUCUAUACAAUUACCAUUAAAUAAGUUUAAUUAAUUCAUAAAAAUCAUCGAUUAUAUUUUUCUUAGAUAAUUGAUCAAUUAUUAAUUAAUCAAUUAUUAUUAUUUGUUCAAAACUGUAUAUUAUUAGUAUUUAUUACUAUGAACAAAUUGUAACUGAAUAUAUUUUUCUAAUAGAAUCAAUUCUAUUAUGAAAUAUUAUUUAUAUUUAAUUAAUUUUUAAGUUACGAACUGGGCCUAAUACAGGAGAAAAUAUAAAAUGAUACAUGGUGAAUUUACUGCAGAGACUUGGUAAUGAAUGAUGCGUCUCCAUAUGGGUUAAUGGCAAUUCUAUAUACACUUAAAUGUUCAAUAAUACGUAUUCAUAUAUAAAUAUAGUAUAUAAAUAAUGCAUACAAGUAUGAAUAUAAACUAUAAAAUCAAGAUACGUAUUUAUGUUAUUUUUCUUAAGAAAUUUUAUAAUAAUUUAAUAUAAUUCUGUAAGGUACCUACAAACUAUAUUUUCCGUAUUGGGGACGUUAGAGUGAUAAUAUAUAUAUUAUUUUUAUAUUCUGCUAUUAAUGUAUUUAUAAAUUGUAAAUGCUAUUCAAAAUGAUUUAAAUUAUUACUUUAAAUUCAAUGAAUUUGCAUCUAUAGAAAUGGAUAACCGAGUGCCGUCAGAACAUGACAUCUUCGUAUAAUAUAUUUAAACCUUGAACGCCAACAAGAUAUCUCUUACAGAUAUUAAAUAUUUAUUGAACAAAAUAUAAUUUAGUUUUGGAAAUUUAAGAAUUUCAUAAAUAUUUAAAAUAUGAAAUCACCAGUUUAAUUAUUAAUAUGUAUUUUAUUUUCAUGUAUAUUUUUUAUAAUGUAAAUUACUUAUACAUGAUAUUUUAUAGAGAUUUGACACAUGUAUUAAUUUUGUUCUGUUCAAUAAUUUUAAGUUUUUAAAAUCGGAUUGGAAGGAGGGAUCUAUUGGUACAUUAAUGAUGUGUUUUUGUUAGUCUGUAAAAAAAUGUUUAAAUAAAAACCUUGCUCAAAUUGAAAAAUGACAAUCGAGACUUUUUUGUUGUAUUUUGGAUCUAGAUAGUGAGAUCAUUUUUUUAAUUUCUAAGAGAUUUACAAAAUAAUAGGGAAAUACCGAAAAUAAAAUUACAGAAAAAACAUCAAAUAUUUACAGCGCACCGCUGUAUUAUCGAUUUCAUUGUUUUUAAUUUGUUCGCACUAUAUUUUCUACCAAAAAUAUUUCGUUAAUCAAUAAAUGCUAAGAGAUCUUUUUUUGUAACAUUUCGAAAUUAGUUGCUAAAAUAAAAAAAUACAUUUUUUAAUUUCUGUGUUGCUUUCUUUUUAAUUAAGCAAAACCGAUAAAAAAACGUAGAAAUAACAGCAAAGUUUACAGAAAUAAUGAUUUCAUUAUUUUAAAUUUUGUGUUUUUGUUGCUAUUCUUUGCUAUUCUUUUCUUGUUGCUUAAAAAUACUCACAGGGACUUGAAAUUUUGACAAAAAAUUAUAUUUGUCUUUCUUACGUCAUAAAAUUUUAAAAAAUGUUUGCCACUUUCUGAGUUAUUUAUAAGCAUUUUAUGUUCAAAAGAUUUUUUACGUUUUUGAUACUAUGUAGAUAUUAUAAUUGUUUGACUAAACAGAAAUGCUUGGACAUUUAACAGGAGGUUUAUUAUAAGUUGUUCUUAGUGGUCAAAAAAAUAAAAGAAGUAGAGUGGUAUUUAGUCAAUUUUUUUCAUAUUGGUUUUGAGAUUAAAUUUUGAUGAAAAUCGUAAAUAUUACGCUCUCUUAAGUCAUGUGAAAACAAACUUCGAUUAGAAUUAUUUUCAUUAAAAAUGAUUUAUCGUUACUUAUGGAUAUAAAUUAAAUAACUUUCAGUAUCCUACAACCUUCUUAACUUCUCACUUACAACAAUGGUGCACCCAUUAGCAGUAUUAUCUCUUUUUAUUUGUCUUGUAAUACCUAAUUACUCAGGCUUGCGUUAUGAUUCCUCUAUUUUAUAUAUUUUGAAAACUGAAAACAAAAAUUUAAAUAUUUAAAAAAUUGUUUGUUUUUGUUAUUAUUAUUAUUUUGUUUAUUUACGCUAUAAUAGAAAUUAGUUUAAAAACAGUAACAAAUUAUUGUUACAAAUAUUUAAACUUAAUACUUCUAAUUGAUAUUUAAUUUUCUAAAAACUGUUUGAAGUUAACUACUACUAAAAUUUUUAAUCCAAAAGCUUAAUUUUAAUUAAGCUAUGAUUAGGUGUUACAUCAUGGAUUUAAAAUGUUAUAUUAUUUUAUCAAAAGUGGACAAGUUUUUAAAUACUAAACUGUAUAUAUGUAUAUUUUUUUUUAAGAUAUUAUUAUGGGGCACGGAAAUAUUAGCACUUAUCCAUGGGGCCCAGAAGAUAUAUGUCCAGGUGGAUUAAUUUUGCCGAUUUUGGAUGAACGUUUAUGGCCAAUCAAAGUGCGGGUGGUUAUUUAUUUAUUUACGUUGCUUUAUUUCCUAUUGGGAAUAUCCAUAGUAGCUGAUGUAUUUAUGACCGCUAUUGAUAAAAUUACCAGCCAUACGAAAAAGGUUUAUAUGGCUAAAGAGUUAUCGGUAAAUGGCUCAAGUGUUUCUCUCCGACCAGACCAACCCGAAAUAAUAGAAGUGCGUAUAUGGAAUCCAACAAUUGCAAAUCUAACAUUGAUGGCUCUAGGUUAGUAUUAGAUAUCUAAUAAUUAAAUUUUAAACUUAUCAAUAUAAGUAUAUGUUAUAUAUUAUAUAUAAGUCAGUAUAAUAAAUCUUUGAAGUAUUUUGGUAAAAUUAAUAUCCAGGGACAUCUUCGCCUGAAAUUUUAUUGUCUAUCAUUGAAACGGUGGGUCAUCAUUUCGAGGCUAGAAAGUUAGGACCAAACAUCAUUGUGGGAUCAGCUGCUUUCAAUUUGUUGAUUAUCACUAGUUUAUGUACACUUUCACUAAAUUUAAACGAAAAGAGAAGAAUACAUGACUUAAAAGUAUAAUCAUUAUUUAAUUCACCAAAUUAAUUAUUUAUUAACAAACAUUUCUUGUGAGUUUUAGGUAUUUUUAGUGAUAAGCGCUUUUAGUUUUUUUGCCUAUAUCUGGCUUCUAUUAAUAAUUGAAGUAAUUUCACCAAAUGUUAUUGAAUUAUGGGAAGCAGCGAUGACAUUUUUGUUAUUUCCAAUCCUUAUGUUUUUUGCUUAUGCUACUGAUAGAAACUGGUGUGGAAAGAAAAUUGAACACGGUAAACACCAACUAGACCUUUCCUCUGUUGAAGAUCCAGGUAUAAUCGUACAUAAUAACUAAUCAAAGUUAGAAGUACGUGGUUAAUGUUUAUUUCACUUAACUUUUAAUAGAAGAAAUGAAAAAUCAACCAAUUGUUAAUAAUGGAAAAGUCCACAAAGAAAAUUUAAUUAAAUUUGUGAAAACUGUAAAGAAAUAUCCCGGGAUAACUGACGCAGAUGCAGCAAAACUCGCAGCUACUAAAAUAAUAGAUUCAACACAUCAUGGAGCUAUGUGGUAUCGCAUUGGAGCUGUAAGACAUUUUACAGGUGGAAAACGAAUAGAACCUAUUCUAGAAGAUCAUCUGAAACAAGUAUAGAAAUAUUUCUUAUAAAACGUAAAUAAUCGAAUUACUUCUUCUAGUCAGAUUGGUUUUUAACUACCUAUAGGUUUAUAAUGUAAUAAAAAAAGAAAACAAUGUCGGAGACAUGAAUGAAAUGUCACUAUUUUCUUUCAAAGACGAACAAAAAGAAUAUUCAGUAGUUGAGUUCCAUGCACCCACUAUUGCUGUUAAAGAAAAUAUAGGGAAAUUCCCCGUAACUAUUUGGCGACAUGGAAAACUAAACACUAAAGCAACUAUAAGGUAAACGGGAAUUUUAAAUUUGAAUAUCAUAAUAUAAAUUGAAUUAAUUGUUAUAAUGUAAAUUACAGAGUGGAAAGCAUUAAUGGAACAGCUAAAGAAGGAGAAGAUUUUGUGAAAGUUAGGGAAAUUGUUGAGUUUAAUGAAAAUGAAGAAGAAAAAGAAGUACCUAAAUACUAUAUAGUUUAUGAGUUAUUUUUAUAUUUUUUAUCUACAAUUAGAUUCUCGUCGAAAUACUUGAUGAUAAUAAAUGGGAACCAGACGAAGAAUUCUUCCUCAGAAUUUCUGUAGUUCAUCAUAAAGAACGACCUGUAAAACUUGGUAGUAUUUCAAUUAUGGAAGUCACUAUAAUCGAUAACGAUGGUAUAAUUAUAUUGCACAAUUUAUAUAAAACAUCUAAUUUUAUUAUAACAUUUUCUUUUGUCUUAUUUUAGAACCGGGUAUUAUAAGUUUUGGCAAAAGAGGACUAUUAGUAAAAGAGAGUGCAGGGUUCGUUGAGAUACCUAUUGUACGAACCCAUGGAUCAGACAACAUGGUAAGUGUGAAAUGGAAGACUAUUGAUGAAUCGGCCAUUUCAGGACGAGAUUACAUAGGUGGCGAAGGCGAAAUUUAUUUCAAAGAUAAAGAAGUAGCUAAAAUGUUACGAAUUGAAAUUAUCAAUGAUAUGUGUCCUGAGAAAGAUGAAUGCUUUGAGAUCGAAUUAUUUGGGGCUACAGGUGGUGCGAAAAUUGGAAACAUUAACCGGAUUGCUAUAACGAUUAGUAGUGACGAUGGUAAAAAUUUUAUGAAGUUAUAUUUGUUUAAAUUUGAAAUUCUGAGCAGAGCGAUUUAGCAAGUUAUAAUACAAUGUGUCCAACUGUGUUCGACGGAUUUUUCUAUCACUGUUAAUGUUAUAUUUUUUUUUUUCAAUCGAUUUGUCUUCGAGGAAAGCAUCGGAUUCAUUGAAUAUAAAUAUGUGAUUAAUUAAAAUUGUGUGAAUAAAAUUGUUUACAAAAGAGCUAUUUUGAAAAUUGUCUAAAGUGAAUAAAUAAAGUUAUUAUUAUUUUUUUUUGUGUGUUAAGGGGAUGAAAAUACAAAAUUGAAAAAAAUGUAAUAUUAACGGCGAUAGAAAAACCCGUCGAACACGGUGGGACAAAGUGUGUAUCAGUCUUACUAUUAUGGCAUUAUUUUCACAAAUAAUACUUUCUAAACAGCAAAAUAACUCAACAAGUUUUAAUUCUGAGCUCUUCUCAGAAUCGUUUUCAACCGUUUAUCAUUGCAUUCAAUGAUUCAAAUAAUAAACUCUAUUUUUCGUCUUCUGUAAGUAUAUGAAAAAUAUAUAUACAUUGAUGGUGUGUAUUUACUUUUUUUUCAGACUUUGAUUCUGUUGUCGAUCGCUUAAUGUUAUUGACUCAUAUAAAUAUUCAUGCGAUCGAACUGCAUCGCCAAACGUGGGUAGAACAAAUUAAAACGGCAAUGACCGUAAACGGUGGCGAUCUGGAUAACGCAACUACUUUAACUUACAUAUUGCAUUUCUUUUCAUUCUUUUGGAAAGUUUUCUUUGCAUUUAUACCACCAGCAGGAAUUUGCUCUGGCUGGUUAAGGUUUAUUACUUCAUUAGCACUCAUAGGCAUCAUAGCUACGAUAAUUGGUGAUUUAGCUACAAUUUUUGGUUGUUUAAUUGGACUGGAUGACAUCGUAACGGGUAAAUUUCUUAGACAAUUAUUUCCAAUUAACAUUCAACCAAUUUAAUCGAAAAUUAAACUCGUUAAUUCGAAUUUAUUAUUAUAUACGCAGCAAUAACAAUAGUGGCGCUCGGUAUGUCCCUACCGGACAUCUUAGGAGCCUGUAUGGUUACCCGGGCAGAAACUCACGCAGACGAAGCUAUGAUACACAUUGCCGGUUCAAUAGCAGUUAAAGUAUUGAUGGGCGUCGGGUUACCUUGGUUCAUAGCCGCUGUAUAUCACUAUUUACACGUAAACAUCCACUUUCACUCUCUAAAUAUUUUUCAACGUAAAUUAUUAAAAUUAAUUUUUUUUUAGGGAAACGUUUUUCACGUACCGUCCAACCGUAUCGGUUUCAAUGUUCUUGUAUAUUCUGUUAUGGCUAUUUUAGCUAUUAUUGUUUUAAUGGUUCGUAGAAAUGUUGGCUUUUUCGGAAAUGCUGAAUUAGGUGGACCGCAAAAAGGAAGAUAUAUUACUGUGGUUAUAUUAAUCUCGUUGUGGGUAGUUUACUUGUCACUCACUUGUUUCCAAACAUUUUAA